Molecule: messenger RNA, 1968 nt
Organism: Phoenix dactylifera (date palm)
Lineage: Eukaryota; Viridiplantae; Streptophyta; Magnoliopsida; Arecales; Arecaceae
Product: scopoletin glucosyltransferase-like
Molecular function (GO): UDP-glucosyltransferase activity
Source: RefSeq, a predicted model, not a curated record
CCCCUCUUCUCUCAAAAUCCAACCCACCACCAGUCCCCACUCUCCCCACUCCAUCGCUUCCUCUGCUUCUCACUAACUCGAAGCUAAGGGCCUCGCAGCGCCGCCUCCCAUGGGCUCCAACGCCGCCUCCGCCGGCCCCCUCCACAUGCUCUUCUUCCCCCUGAUGAGCCCCGGCCACAUGAUCCCCAUGGUCGACAUGGCCCGCCUCUUCGCCACCCGCGGCGUCCGCUCAACCAUCGUCACCACACCGCUCAACGCCACCAACCUCCGCCGCACCGUCGACUCCUCCGCCGCCCACGGCCUCCCCCUCUCCCUCCACGUCAUCCCCUUCCCUGACCCCGCCGCCACCGGCCUCGCCCCCGGCCAGGAGAACCUCUCCACCGUCCCCACCGCCCACUUCAACACCUUCGUCAUGGCCCUCUUCCACUUCCAAUCCCCUCUCGCCGCACUCCUCCGCGAGCUCCGCCCCGACGUCCUCGUGUCCGACUCCCUCUUCACCUGGACCGCCGACCUCGCGCUCGAGCACGGCAUCCCUCGCCUCAUCUUCCACGGCGCCGGCGCCUUCCCUCUCUUUGUCCUCACCAACCUCGUCAACUACCUCCCUCUCGAUCCCUCAACGGAAUCCUUCACCAUGAAUGGCCUCCCCCAUCCAAUCCGCCUUCACAAAAACGGCCUCCCCGAGCUCGUAGACAACUUCUUCAUGCUAAAACUCCUCGGCGAGGCCGAGGCCAAGAGCUACGGCGUCGUCGUCAACACCUUCCACGACAUGGAACCGAGCUACGUCAACUACUACAAGAACAAGAACCAGACCGGCAUCAAGGCCUGGUGCGUGGGCCCUGUCUCUCUCUUCUGCCGCGCCGCCGAGGAGCGGGCGGGACGUGGAGAGUCCCCGGCCGACCGGGAGCGGGUUCUAGGGUGGCUCAACUCUAAGCCGGCCGGGUCGGUGGUGUACAUGUGCUUCGGGAGCCUGUGCCAUUUCAGUGGGGCCCAGCUGAGGGAGAUCGCGCUGGGACUGGAGGCGUCGGGGAAGGCGUUCCUGUGGGUGGUCCGGCGGGAGGCGGCGGAGGACGCGGCGGCGGAGGCGGAGUGGAUGCCGGAGGGGUUCGAGAAGAGGGUGGAGGGUAGGGGGCUGGUGGUGAGGGGUUGGGCCCCGCAGGUGGAGGUGCUGGGCCACGCGGCGGUGGGGUGGUUCGUGACGCACUGCGGGUGGAACUCGCUGCAGGAAUCGGUGUGCGCGGGGGUGCCCAUGAUUACCUGGCCGCUGUUCCACGAGCAGUUUAUAAACGAGGCGCUGGUGGUGGACGUCAUGGGUGUCGGGGUGAGGAUGUGGGAGGGCUUCCGGCGGAACCGGCUGGAGGAGGCGAAGGUGCUGGUGACGGCGGAGGAGGUGGCGGCAGUGGUGGGAAGGGUGGUUGGCGGCGGGGGCGAGGAGGAGGUGGAGACGGUGGCGAGGAAGGCAAAGGAAUACGGUGAGGCGGCGAGGAAGGCGGUGGAGGAGGAGGGGUCGACCUACGAGGAUGUCACCAGUUUGAUCAAGGAGCUCGACGCGAAGCGGAAGGAGGGCCAGGAGGAUGUAUGAGUAAUCCGGCAACCGCUGGCCGGAAAAGCGGCGGCGGCGGCGGUGCUCCUAUUCUGUCGCUAGAAGACGAUGCAUAUUAUCCGGUUUUGGAUUUGGACUCAAAACUAUUUGGAGAUUUCUGCUUUAGUGUAAUAAUAAGCGAUCGGUUCCGUUCCGAAUUUUCGCUAGUCACGGCAAAACCUACGUUCGAUCAUGUCCUUGGUAGCAGUCUUCUUAGAGUUGUUGGCGUGGAAGCCAAAACCGGCAAUGAAACUCUUAAUUUGGUUGGGAAAUGUGUGGGUCUCUUGGCUAAGAGAAGAUGUUGGAGUAUUUUGAUAUUUUCAGCAUUUUUUUUGGCUUAUGGUGGUGCUAAAAAUGUGCUAUUCCAGUUAACUAGCGUGGUUUUCUUU